GAGAGAUUUUUUAUAGCACAGCUCUUGUGUUGUCUUCACUAUAGUAGUACUACUGUGCUUUGUCCUCUUCACUGAUUACUAUGGAGACGGAAUGAGUCAUUCCUUCUCGUUUUCUCUCUCUAGAAUCCAAAUUCAGAGAUCAGCUUUCUGAUCAAACGGAUCAUUUUCCCCAGAAAAUUUAUUUACUUACUUUUCUCAUCAUCCAAUCAAAUCAAUCAAUACCAUGAAGACCGUCACCUCCACCGCAACCGACAUUCUCAAAACCCCGACUUUUGUCAAAGUAUCCGCCAUUGUUCUAAUCUCUCUCUCCGUGUUCUUCCUCGCUUGUCAUUUCUUCUCUAACUCUUACUAUCCCCUCGCCUUCACUUUCUUCUCCCCUUCCUCCGUGGUCUCCGAUGAUGAUGGUGAUUUUCGAGGAUUCACUUCGUCUGUUAAUUCCCCCUCACUGAUGGAUUCUCCAUUGUCGUCUCCUCUUCCUCUGCCACCGCUGCGGACACCUCCACCUCCGCCACCUCCCUCGGCAGCGAGGAGGACGGGGAUAGUCGACGAGAAUGGGGCGAUGUCGGAGGAGUUUGAGGUCGGAGAGUUCGAUCCGAGUUUGAUAGAGGAUCUGAGGAAUUGCAGCGGUGGAGGUGAAAGAAUAGACAAUGGGGUUAAGGAGAAGGUUAGGGUUGAGAAGUUCAAGCUCUGUGAUCAGAGCAUGAUGGACUACAUUCCUUGUCUGGAUAAUGUGGAGGAGAUAAAGAAGUUGAAUUCGACCCAGAGAGGGGAGAAGUUCGAGAGGCAUUGCCCUGGCGAAGGCAAAGCUUUGGAUUGCGUGGUGCCGAGGCCCAAAGGCUACCAGAAUCGGAUUCCAUGGCCGCAAAGCAGAAACGAGGUAUGGUUCAGUAAUGUUCCUCAUACACGUCUGGUUGCAGACAAAGGCGGUCAGAAUUGGAUAGCUGUAAAGGAAGAUAAAUUUGUUUUUCCUGGAGGUGGGACACAGUUUAUUCAUGGUGCGGAUAAAUACUUGGACCAGAUUUCAGAGAUGGUUCCCCAAAUUGCAUUCGGGCGAAACACACGAAUUGCGUUAGACAUUGGUUGUGGAGUGGCAAGUUUCGGAGCCUUUUUGAUGCAACGUAAUGUGACCACUUUGUCAAUAGCACCGAAAGAUGUCCAUAAGAAUCAGAUUCAGUUUGCAUUGGAGCGAGGUGUGCCUGCUAUGGUCGCCGCAUUUGCCACGAGGCGGUUGUUGUAUCCAAGCCAGGCAUUUGACUUGAUUCAUUGCUCAAGAUGCAGAGUUAAUUGGACUCGGGAUGACGGAAUUUUGCUUCUCGAGGUCAACAGGUUGUUAAGGGCCGGAGGAUAUUUUGUUUGGGCAGCACAACCUGUUAAUAAACACGAAGAAAACCUGCAAGAACAAUGGAAAGAGAUGGAAGACCUCACCACCCGUAUUUGUUGGGAACUUGUAAAGAAAGAAGGAUAUAUUGUUAUAUGGCAGAAGCCUUUGAACAAUAGCUGCUACUCUAAUCGCAACCCUGGAGUGCAGCCUCAGCUAUGUGAUACCACUGAUGAUCCAGAUAGUGUUUGGUACGUUAGUUUGAAGCCAUGCAUCACUCGAUUGCCCGAUAAUGGUUUUGGAGCUAACCUUACUGCAUGGCCUGAACGACUUCAAAAUCCACCAGAAAGGCUCCAGAGCAUAACGAUGGAUGGCUACAUAUCUAGAAAGGAACUCCUUAGAGCAGAAUCACAGUACUGGAAGGAUAUAAUAGAUGGCUAUCUUCGUGCUUAUCACUGGAGAGAGUUGAAGUUUAGAAAUAUUCUGGACAUGAGAGCUGGAUUUGGAGGGUUUGCAACAGCUCUCAUCGAGCACCAAUAUGAUGGCUGGGUUAUGAACGUUGUCCCUGUUAGUGGGUUUAAUACGUUGCCUGUUAUCUAUGAUCGUGGACUCGUUGGAGUUAUGCAUGAUUGGUGCGAGCCAUUUGACACUUAUCCAAGGACAUAUGACUUAAUACAUGCGGCAGGUCUCUUCUCUAUUGAAAAAAAGAGAUGUAACAUAACAAGCAUCAUGCUUGAGAUUGAUCGGAUGAUGAGGCCCGGUGGCCGGGCUUAUAUACGUGACUCAGUAUCUGUAAUAAGCGAACUUCAAGAAAUUGCUAGUGCCAUAGGUUGGGUGCCUGCAUUACAUGACACAGGUGAAGGUCCUUUUGCAAGCUGGAAAAUCCUAAUAUGUGAGAAGCGGUUGUGACAAGCUCCGGUGAUCCAAAGCAUCUUCAAUGUCUAGGUUUCCAUCUACCUGAAAAUCUCAAAUAUAACAUUUAAGCUAACUGUAUGUCAUUAUGCAAAUUUAUUUUUAAUAUGUAUGUAGUAUUUUAGCAUUCAUGUCCUUCCUAAGAAAAGAGAAUAGGAAAAGAAAGAAUUUCAUACUAGCAGAUUGUUUUUUACAUUAAUAAUAAUAAGAUAACCAAGUUGGCUUUUGUUA
Messenger RNA from Humulus lupulus (European hop), 2461 nucleotides. RefSeq names its product probable methyltransferase PMT10. The coding region runs from base 224 to 2227 and encodes 667 amino acids. The record is from RefSeq and is a predicted model, not a curated record. NCBI's taxonomy places the organism in Eukaryota, Viridiplantae, Streptophyta, Magnoliopsida, Rosales, Cannabaceae. Gene Ontology annotation, molecular function: methyltransferase activity. Gene Ontology annotation, cellular component: trans-Golgi network; cytoplasm; endosome. The transcript has 9 exons.